UACCUAUCCAACUGGAAGAUCAAAUUUAAAAUUUUUAUAUUAAAAUGUCAGUAUAUAUGACUUUCGUACAUUGUAUAUAAAUUAUUUUUUUAGUGAAAAAUUCCGGUAAUAUUAUUUUAAUGACUAGCUGAAUAUUGAUCAAACAAAUCCAAAAAUGGAAGAAGAUGAAGUUGAAGAAGUCCAACUCAAUAACGAUCUUGAAAGAAAAAUCGCGGAUGUUUUUGAUGUUUUUGAUCAUGCAGGCACAAAAACAAUUGAUAUCCGCGAAGUUGGAACAGUUGUAAGAGGUUUAGGAUGUUGUCCUACUGAAGCUGAGGUUCAGGAAAUAACGUUUAAAGUAGAGGACCACAGUAAUCCUGGAAAUGUACGUUUAGCAACAUUCAUUCCAUAUGCUUGCCAGUUUCUUGCUGAACACAAAUAUGAGCCUGCUACACCAGAACAAUUAUUGGAAGCCUUUCACACUCUAGAUUCCGAAGGGUACGGCUAUUUAACUAAAGACAAUUUAAUAACUCUUAUGACACAAGCUGGAGAACCUUUUAAUCAGGAUGAGUUGGAUGAAAUGUUAGAACUAGCUAUUGACCCUCACACAAACACAUUGCCUUAUGAGUAUUACAUUAACCAGUUAAUGUUUGAACCCCCUGAAGAUAAAGAUAUUUACAAACUAUCUGAUAUCAUUGAAGCUGAAAAACCCCCUCCCCCGCCUCCAACAAGGAGAAUGUCAGAGUUUAUGGCUGAAAUGGAAAGUGAAAUGGCCACUUAAAUUUAAAAUAUACCUUUAUUAAAAAUAAAAUAAAUUCACCCUUCACAAUUUAGAAAACACAGGCUUUUCUUUGCUUAGUUGUGCACCAAUGGCGUUCUUGAAAUCAUCACUUUGUAGCAUGAGUUGAUUCCAUAGUUUCUACAAAAUAAAACGUUUUUUAGAUCGAUUAAUCAACUUAAUGAUGGUUUUAUUGGCUACCAUUUGAUCUAAACCUUCUUGGACGGAGUGGUCGCGGCCAUAAACCAUGCAGACUUUAGUACCUUGGACUGCUACAGGCGACUUUUGGGCUAUUUCGUCAGCAAUACUUAUAACUUUAGAUAACAU
Messenger RNA from Brassicogethes aeneus, 1084 nucleotides. Lineage: Eukaryota; Metazoa; Arthropoda; Insecta; Coleoptera; Nitidulidae. The record is from the annotation of a GenBank genome assembly.